Paramisgurnus dabryanus is the source of this 1776-nucleotide messenger RNA. RefSeq names its product DnaJ heat shock protein family (Hsp40) member B14 (gene dnajb14). Gene Ontology annotation, molecular function: Hsp70 protein binding. Gene Ontology annotation, biological process: cellular response to misfolded protein. Gene Ontology annotation, cellular component: endoplasmic reticulum membrane. Lineage: Eukaryota; Metazoa; Chordata; Actinopteri; Cypriniformes; Cobitidae. The record is from RefSeq and is a predicted model, not a curated record.
CCUUAAAAAGGAGGAAGAAGAAACAGAAACAACAGGAACGAUGGAGGGGAACCGGGACGAAGCUGAAAAAUGUAUAAAUAUCGCCAUCAGAGCCCUCGACGAUGGCAAUAAAGAUAAGGCUUUUAAGUUCCUCAAUAAAGCAGAGAAACUGUACCCAACACAGAAAGCAAAGGUAUUGUUGGAAGCCUUGCUGAGGAAUGAUAAUACAGCAGGGAAUGGCAGAAAACGAGCUAAUGGAACCGAGCCACAAACCCAAACACGACAUGAAACAGAAAAGCAGGACUCAGAUUCAAUUAAAGGAUUUACCAAGGAGCAAGCUGAAGGUGUACAGAAAAUAAAGAAAUGUAAGGAUUACUAUGAGGUACUGGGUAGCAGUAAAGAUGCAACUGAUGAGGAACUAAAAAAGGCCUACAGAAAACUGGCUUUAAAGUUCCACCCUGACAAAAAUCAGGCGCCAGGGGCGACCGAAGCCUUCAAAAAGAUUGGAAAUGCUUAUGCUGUGCUCAGUAACCCAGACAAGAGGAGGCAGUAUGAUGAGUAUGGUGGAAAUGAACCCAGUAGCCCAACCCAAAGCUCCCACGGAGGCUUUGACUUCCACCGAGGCUUUGAGGCCGAUAUUACUCCUGAAGAUCUUUUCAACAUGUUCUUUGGAGGCGUCUUCCCCUCGCAGAACACGCAUACGUUUGCCAAUGGCAGAGCGCAGUAUAGUCAACAGGCGAACCAAACCAGAGGAGAGAGAGCGGAGGAGAGAGGAGAAGGAGGCUUUUCCAUGUUCAUUCAACUGAUGCCCAUCGUUGUGCUGAUCUUGGUGUCUAUACUCAGUCAGCUGCUGGUGUCCACGCCACCCUACAGCCUGUACUCCAGACCAUCCACAGGACAGACUCUUAGGAGACAAACAGAGAAUCUGCAUGUAGACUAUUACGUCAACCGAGAUUUUAAAUCAGAGUACAAGGGCUCGGCCUUGCAAAAGAUAGAGAAAAGUGUGGAGGAAGACUAUGUUUCUAAUGUGCGAAACAGCUGCUGGAAGGAAAGGCAGACGAAAACUGACCUGCUGUACGCCGCUAAGGUCUACAGGGAUGACCGACUACGGAGGAAAGCUGAGCUCAUGACCAUGGAGAACUGCAAAGAGCUGGACAGAUUGAACGACCUGUUUCGUGGAGGAUGAACCGGAAGCUUAUCGAUAUUUGAGAGACAAAAUAGAUUUAUAUGUUAACAUUUCUUGUUCGGUUGUUUUUUAACAUGAUGAUAGAAGAAAAAUACAUGUAAGCUUACAUUAGAGUUCUUUACCUCACCUUCCACUGGAUUAGGUUUUGCUGUACAUAGCUCAGUUAAUCAACUGGCAGAAAUACUAGAGAUGUGUAUAUGAUAUUCUAUACAUGCUGUACAUAACAUUAUAAUUUCCUAUUUUUGAGUCAGGUUUUAGUUCAAAGCGCUUACGACGUGCAAGUCAUAUAAAUAGUAAUUAUAAUAAAAGUUUUAAUUUAAACAUGUAUUUAAAUGAAUUCAAAGAAAGGAAAAACAGUGCUCAGAAAAUAAAUGCACAGGUUAAUAGGUUUUUUUCAUUCUGGCUAAUUCUUGGGCACACAUGACUACUUCUGUAUGCUGGUUUCUGCUAAUACAGCAGACUUAACCAUGCUUGUGAAACUUGAAUAUUAUCAACUUUAUCCUAAUGAAUUGAUGAUUAAAUGUAUUUUAUAGUUCAUAUUUAACAAGCACAUUCUCAGAUUCUUGGCCAGUACAAUCUAUCAAUAAUGUCUUAAAGUAAUUUCUAUAUAA